UUUCAGUCCCAGGCCAAUGGAAGGGGCACAAGGCCAGAACUCGUUAAUCUUCAGUCGCCUCGCCCUGGCUACUCCAACAAACUCUCGGUUCCAUUGUCACCAACUUCACUGGUUUACGCUCUUUCCGGCUGUUAGCUUGAACGAAUCUUUAUUUCGCCCCAGCUUUGAGUAGUAACGGCCAUCACCAAGAAGGAUCCGGCUCCUUGUCGCUUUGCUGCUGUUAGUGUUAACCGCACUGCAACCCUCGACUAGACACUGGGAUCGUUGUUUGGUGUGAAUCGCGACCUUGAAUGUGCCGCAUUACGGUCACCUCCACUCUAUCGGCUCAAGAAAUCUCAUUUGAUGUUUGCUUCGAACCUAGGAUGACCUUUCUGGUCUGGGUAAAAAACGAUAGGCUUUCUCACAUCUCUCUGCCAGACUCGAGAUGUGGUCAAUUAUCCUUGGAUCGUACUUCUUUCUCGUGCAACUCGCACAAGCCCGUGAUCCUGCACCUGUUUUGUUGCCUUCUGGUGGUUGGACUGGAAGCGAUGGCAAUUGGUCUACCAUCUCAUUUUCCCUGGGUUCAAACUCACAGGCCAUUGAGGUUCUGGUGAGCACGGCUCUCUCCGAAUUCUGGGCCAUUGGACCGGGAGGUUGUCUACCCAAGGAGCCUCACUGUAUCGCCGCUCGGGGAGGCAUCUAUAAUCCUCAACAAUCUAGCGAUUGGAGCCCCUUAGGUACAUGGCAGUUAGGUUUAAGCUAUCUUGGUUACGAUGGGAAUGGCAACUACGGGCGUGAUGUUAUCAGCACGCAAAGCCCUCUCAAUGAUGAUCCGUAUACCAUGGACGGUGUGCUAAUAGCGACCAUAAACACGACCAACUACUUGAACGGUCUCUUUGGUUUGGGGAUCACACAGAGUAACUUCAAUGGCACUGUGGCGGAUUCACCAUUGACCCAAGCAGUUGGAACGUAUGGACUGAUUCCAAGCUACAGCUUCGGAUAUACAGCUGGAGCAUACUACAGAAACACACCUGUAUCCUUGACUCUUGGAGGCGUCGAAGCGCCAAGGUUUAAACAGCACGAUAACGUCUUCACGCUCAGCCAGGAAGAUAACCUGGAGCGCCCUAUGGUACGUGGCAUUCAGAUCACACCUGCCGAAGGCCAAGAUGUUCCUAGUUCUUGGGAAUCUCAACAACCUUUGCUCUCCCAAUGGAACUCAUCUUUCUUCGCCAUCAUCGAUAGCAGCACUCCCUACCUGUGGCUACCAGACGAGGCUUGCGAUCAAUUUGCCCAAGCUCUUAACUUGACGUAUAACAGUACCUUCGAACUUUACACCCUAAGUGACGAUCAGUACCGUGACUAUACAAAUGACGAGUCAUUCGAACUUACCUUUGUGCUUUCAAGCUUUGACGAUAACGAUAACUUUGGCAACCCUUACAAUGUACCAGGUAUCGUCAAUAUUACCAUACCUUUGAGAGCCUUUGUAGGCUUACUGCAAUAUCCUUUCAUGCCUGAUACGAUCCAAUAUGGUGACCCAGCAAUCCCUUACUUUAUGCUAAGAAAGGCGAAGAAUAGCGGCUCCUACAUACUAGGCCGUUCCUUUCUACAGGAGUCCUACCUUAUAACGAAGUAUGAUGAGGGCGUCUUCUCAAUCCAUCAAGCUCUUUUCCCUGACGAGCCACCGACAAACUCGGAACUGACGGCCAUCGAACAGUCUGACGACAGUCCCUAUCCUCCACCAUAUGCAGAGGAUGAAGGUGGGCUUUCAGAUGGACAGGUAAUUGGAAUAGGAGUGGGUGUUGGGUUGGGUGUCUUCGUCGUCUGUGCAGCAACUUUGUUUGUGUCGUUGUACUUUAGACGCAAACGCAAGCGAGCAGCCAAAGGAAAUGACCUGCCAGCAGAGGAUCAGGAUCUUACGCCAAAUAGCGCAUCGCGAUCACCCAAAUCCCCUUUGGUCAUAUUGUUUUCGAAAAUUCUCGGACGAAACUCCUCGACUCGGCAAGCAGGAGAUGGCAUCAAUGAUAGAGAAAAGGUUGCCGAAGCUCCCGAUACUCAAAUCCACGAGAUGUCAGCACCACUUCCAGUAGCAGAACUCGAUGGCGAUGAUGGCAUGUCAUGGAACGAUGAUACGGAGAUGGGUACCGACAGCACGCAUAACAUGACUGCCUACGAGAUAGCCCGGAGGAAAUUGGAGAAACAACUCCAGGGACCAGUCCCAACAUAUACCCCCCCUGCUGACGGGACGAAGAUACCCGCAGAGAAAGCCAUAUACCUACCAGACCCAACAAAUGGUCCACCUGUGGCCCUACAACUAUCGCCAUCAACAUCUCUAAAAACAACACAACAAGGGGGUACGAAUACAAGCUCGAUACCGCUGCCAUCUCCACUCACUCCGGGCUUCGAUGCGAAUGGCCGUCCCAUCGAGGCACCUUCUCCAACUACUAUACCAGUAUCGCCAACUGCCGACAGUAUUUCAUUACCAAACUCACCCCUUUCUCCGACUUCGGACCACUAUACCAUUAACUCCAUGGCAAUAGGUGGAACUCAUUCAGAACUUGAACCUCACUCUUCAUCGAAACCAUCAAACGAGCUACAACAGCGAGCAGUUCAACGGACACCCAUUGAUCCAUCAAAUGUUGUAUUUCUUGGGGCAUUGCCCAAGAACGCGCGCUUCUCCCGCCACGCCGCUCCACAAAUUCUAUCAGAUGAAGACUAUCAAGCCACUGAUGAGUCCUCGCAUCGGCACGGCUCUGUUGAUACUCUGGGAAGUAACUUCACUGUCGACGAGGAAAGACACAGCGCAGAUGGACCAUCGAGGCGGUUGGUUCUAGGUGCAAACGGCUCGUCCGUGAAUUCUGUGAUAGAAGAUCCCCCACAAAAUCCUUCGACAGAUCAGCCUGAUAUUUCACAAAGCCGAGAGCGCAUCAAUCCUGGCGAGGAUUUGGUUCAUGUACCGCAACUGGCUGAAAGGCGUUAUAGCUGGGAGUAAUGAGCUGGUUGCAGUGCGCCUUAUUCUCAUAAUGACGAGGCUAGCAGGAGAAUCCUGGCUUUGCCGACGAGAAACACGGAAGGGACGAGGUCUACGGACUGGCCUGGUAUCGGCCGUGGUCAGCGCGAUAUCCAACUGAUUCAAGUAAUGCCACAGAUUGCCAGAGUAAUAUCUGGCCCGGACUGGCUAAAACACCCAGUCCAUUGAGGCUGGUAUACCGUUUUCUUUUUCGAAUUUGCAUGAGCGAGCGUUAUGAUUUGUCUUGAUAUGUCAGUCUUAAAUACAAAAGAGAAGGAUAGUUCUUAUUCAAUUUAUAAUCAACCACAUAA
Fusarium verticillioides 7600 is the source of this 3297-nucleotide messenger RNA. RefSeq lists its product as hypothetical. Bases 425 to 2968 code for a protein of 847 amino acids. The transcript is spliced from 4 exons. Lineage: Eukaryota; Fungi; Ascomycota; Sordariomycetes; Hypocreales; Nectriaceae. The record is from RefSeq and is a predicted model, not a curated record.